GUUCGAUAUAUAAACCGUCGUCGCCCCAAUUCUUUUACGACGUUGCUGCCAUUUUUAGUUUGGUUGUUUGCCAUGCGUGACUCGGAGUACGUGACGUGGAAACGAGAUGGGGAAGUGAAGAUUCGUCGCGGCCCAGACGGCUCCGUGGCAGGAAAGCAACCCACGACAGUCGUCGCCAUGUUUCAAGAAACAGUUCGAAAGCACGGUGACGACGGCGCGUUGUACACGAAAAAGGACGGCGAAUGGAAAAUCCUUACGUGGAACCAAUACCACGCAAAGUGCAUGGCGUUUGCCAAGAGUCUACUCUCGCUCGGGUUUGAUCGGUUUGACGCAGUGAGCAUCAUUGGGUUCAACUCGGCCGAAUGGACAAUUGCGGACCUCGGGUGCAUCCUCGCUGGGGGACUCGCUGCCGGCAUUUACUCGACCAACAGCGCCGACGCCGCCAAGUACAUUGCUGGUCAUUCGCAAGCUCGGGUCGUAGUCUGUGACAACGUCGGACAGCUCGAGAAAAUGGCGUCCGUGGCCGCGGAAUUGCCGCAGUUGAAGGCUCUGGUCGUGUACAACGCGACAGUUCCGAUCGGAUUUCAAUGUCCGGUGCCGUGCUACAGUUUCGAUGACUUUUUGGCCCUUGGCAUGGAGGUCGACGGUGCAGAGUUGGAGGCGCGGAUGACUGGGCAGCGGCCGGGGCACUGCUGCACCCUCAUUUACACGAGCGGGACAACAGGCAACCCCAAAGCCGUGAUGGUCUCCCACGACAACAUCACGUGGACGCUGCACUCGAUGCUCGAGCUGUUUGUCGACGAUCCAUUCACACAUUUGGACCGCCUUGUGAGCUACUUGCCGCUAUCCCACGUCGCAGCCCAGCUGAUUGACAUCCACUUGCCCAUGGCGACUGGCGCGAAAGUGUACUUUGCACAGCCGGAUGCAUUAAAAGGAUCGCUAGGGCAGACGCUAAAGGAGGUGCGGCCCACGCGAUUCCUCGGCGUACCCCGUGUGUGGGAGAAGAUUGCAGAGAAAUUGUGGGAGAUUGGCAAGACCACGAAAGGCAUGAAACUGCGCAUUGCCACGUGGGCCAAAGGGAUUGGCUCGCAAAAGACGCAGCUGGCCCAAUACGGUGAGGCGGGCGGCGUACCGUGUGGCUACGGCUGCGCCAACGCGAUCGUGUUGGGCAAGAUCAAGGCGGCGUUGGGGCUGGAUCAGUGCCGGUUGUGCGUUGUGGCAGCGGCGCCGAUGAGUUCAGACAUUAUCCAGUACUUUGGAUCCCUGGACAUUCAAAUUUUUGAAUUGUUUGGUCAGAGCGAGUCCACGGGUCCGUCAUCGACGUGUGUUGCUGGCAAUUGGAAGAUUGGCAGUGUGGGCAAGUUGAUUCCUGGCACAGAGUGGAUGGUCGAUGCCACGAAUCAUGAGCUGUUGCUGCGAGGUCGGAAUGUCAUGAUGGGGUACUUGGGCAUGGAAAACGAGACCAACGCCACGAUCAACUCGGAUGGGUGGCUGCACACUGGCGACUGCGCCAAGGUAGACGACAGCCAGUUUGGGUACAUUACUGGUCGAAUCAAGGAAUUGAUCAUCACGGCGGGCGGGGAAAACGUCCCCCCCGUGCUUCUCGAAGACGCAUUGAAAGAAGAACUGCCGUUGCUGUCGAAUGUGAUGGUCGUGGGCGACAAGCGCAAGUUUCUGGCGGCGUUGCUCACAUUUCGCGUGCAAGUGGACGGUGACGGCGUGCCCACGACCAAAUUGGACAAGAAGGCGCUGGAAAUCAUGGCCUCACUCAACUCCGUCGCGACCACUACCGCUGAAGCCAAAGAGUGCGAAAAGGUCAAGGCGUACAUCGCCCAUGGUCUCAAGAAGGCCAACGGCCGCGCCACGUCACGCGCCCAAACCAUCGCCAAGACUUAUGUACUGGAGCAGGACUUCAGCUUGGGCGGCGGCGAGCUCACCCCCACGCUCAAACUCAAGCGUCGGAUGGUCGUGGACAAGUAUGCUGCCGUGAUUGAAGCCAUUUAUUCUGAUGCGAGCGGCGACUAAUACUCAAUACAACUUUCGCAUAUCUC
This is a messenger RNA of Aphanomyces astaci, 2051 nucleotides long. RefSeq lists its product as hypothetical. Gene Ontology annotation, cellular component: endoplasmic reticulum; membrane. NCBI's taxonomy places the organism in Eukaryota, Oomycota, Saprolegniomycetes, Saprolegniales, Verrucalvaceae. The coding region runs from base 73 to 2025 and encodes 650 amino acids. Gene Ontology annotation, molecular function: long-chain fatty acid-CoA ligase activity. The record is from RefSeq and is a predicted model, not a curated record. The transcript has 4 exons.